Molecule: messenger RNA, 897 nt
Organism: Raphanus sativus (radish)
Lineage: Eukaryota; Viridiplantae; Streptophyta; Magnoliopsida; Brassicales; Brassicaceae
Product: RING-H2 finger protein ATL13
Exons: 2
Coding region: 173-679 (168 amino acids)
Source: RefSeq, a predicted model, not a curated record
UUUCUUAUUCUUUAAGCUUAAGUCAACAGGUGAGUCGGGUGGUUCGGUUGAAAAGGUUGUUCCUUUUUCGGUUAAGCUAGGGAAAUUUAGGAACACCGAUGUUGGAGAAGGAAGUCAUAUCAACAGUGACAUUGGUACUAGCAGCAUUAUAGAUGAAAGGAGGUGUUUUUCAAUGGGUUCAUAUGAGUAUAUAAUGGACGAAGAAACCGCUCUUGAAGUUCAUGUUUCAACCAAGAAAGUAUCAAGCAAGAACCGUCACUUGCCUGGCCACAGGACCGCUAUGUCCGAAUGCAGUUUUGAUCCAAGUGGGAGAUUGAAGUUUAGUGGGAGCGGUUCGAUGAGGAUCAUGGAAGAAACGACCGAGAAGAGUGUAGUUGAAAGAGAGAGCUUUUCGGUAUCGAAAAUUUGGCUUAGGGGUAAGAAAGAGAGACAUGGUAAGGUUCAAGGAAAAGAGGAUAGUUCAUUGGUUUCGUCGUCCUCGGGAAGAGCAUUCUCUUUCGAGUUUGAUAACCCGAAAGAGAAUGCGAAAAAGGAUAGCGAAGAGAAUCAAAAGGUCGAAAAUGCAUCAUCUUUGGAGGUGAAGACACCAUCUUUUGCUAGGAGGACUAUGCUUUGGCUUGCAGGGAGACAAAACAAGAUAAGAAGUGGGUGUGGUGGUAAGACAGUUGCAUUGAAUUGAGGCAAUUCUUCAUACGACAAAAGAGUGACAUUUUGAGUCAUGUGAUACGUUCUACAUUAAAAAUGUGGGUGUGUAUGUAUAUACGUAUAUAUAUUUUAAUGUUGUGUGAAUAAGGUUUUACAUUAAUUGGUGAAUUAAUAAUGGCCAUGGAAGCAGUUGGGUUACAUGCCCACUAGUCACUUGGUCUUUAUUGCGUGACAACACAUGCUAGUUUUAUA